Molecule: messenger RNA, 3384 nt
Organism: Pseudophryne corroboree (corroboree frog)
Lineage: Eukaryota; Metazoa; Chordata; Amphibia; Anura; Myobatrachidae
Gene: CUL1
Product: cullin 1
Exons: 23
Coding region: 537-2867 (776 amino acids)
Biological process (GO): protein ubiquitination; SCF-dependent proteasomal ubiquitin-dependent protein catabolic process
Cellular component (GO): SCF ubiquitin ligase complex
Molecular function (GO): ubiquitin protein ligase binding; protein-macromolecule adaptor activity
Source: RefSeq, a predicted model, not a curated record
UCCCUUCAGCCCCUCCGAUAUAGAACCAACCAUGAGAUGACGGGCAGCAUCAUCUGCCUCCCAGGCAGCAGCGCUCACUGACACAGGCCUCGCUCGCCGCUUCCUCCUGCGUUUACUGUGCGAUUCCUGCCAGGCUGCCCACAUCCGCACCAGCAGCCCCGGUACCCAACACGGGCAGCUCGGCGCAGACACAAUGCAGAUACAGAAAUUAAAUACUGCUGGUGAGGCCAUAAACAAGUGUUUUGGCACAUGGAUUAAAGGAAGGAGAGUGCACUUCUGAAAGCAUGAUUAUUGUCUGUCUAACAGUGACUGAUGAUGUCCAUGAUGACAUUGAUUCUUUCUGUUGAAACGUCCAUUCCUCUCAGUAAAUGUGUUUUCUGACUGAAAUAUCGUUGUUCAACCAACUACAGUUUGGAAUGUGCCAGUAUAUUGUAAUCUAAUGGAUGAUUAACUAGCUCCGAUUUAAGAAGUUUCCGCACAGAAGGACUUAAAACAGGGGGGGACAAGAUAAACGGAAAAAGAAAAUAAAGCAAAAAAUGGCGUCAAACAGAAGUCAAAAUCCCCAUGGACUUAAACAGAUUGGCUUGGACCAGAUCUGGGAUGACCUGCGGGCCGGCAUCCAACAAGUUUACACCAGACAGAGCAUGGCAAAAUCCAGAUACAUGGAACUCUACACUCAUGUUUAUAACUACUGUACCAGUGUGCACCAGUCUAACCAGGCACGGGGGGCUGGAGUACCACCAUCAAAAUCCAAAAAGGGCCAGACUCCUGGAGGGGCCCAGUUUGUUGGUCUUGAACUGUAUAAAAGGCUAAAAGAGUUUUUGAAGAGUUACUUGACAAACCUCCUGAAGGAUGGUGAGGAUUUAAUGGAUGAGAGUGUUCUUAAAUUUUACACACAGCAAUGGGAAGAUUACCGGUUUUCUAGCAAAGUAUUAAAUGGGAUCUGUGCGUAUCUCAAUCGACAUUGGGUGCGGCGUGAAUGCGAUGAAGGACGCAAAGGAAUAUAUGAAAUUUACUCGCUGGCCUUAGUCACCUGGAGGGAUUGCCUCUUCCGGCCAUUGAACAAACAGGUGACAAAUGCAGUGCUGAAACUGAUAGAGAAAGAACGAAACGGAGAGACUAUCAACACCCGACUUAUCAGUGGCGUUGUGCAGUCUUAUGUGGAGCUGGGCUUAAAUGAAGACGAUGCGUUUGCCAAAGGCCCAACGUUGACAGUGUACAAAGAAUCUUUUGAGUCCCAGUUUUUGGCUGACACAGAGAGGUUCUAUACAAGAGAGAGCACAGAGUUUUUACAACAGAACCCAGUCACAGAAUACAUGAAAAAGGCAGAAGCUCGGCUGCUGGAGGAACAGAGGCGGGUACAGGUGUACCUUCAUGAGAGCACACAAGAUGAGCUGGCACGGAAAUGUGAACAAGUUCUUAUAGAAAAACACUUGGAGAUCUUCCACACGGAGUUCCAGAAUUUGCUAGAUGCAGACAAAAAUGAAGAUUUGGGGCGAAUGUACAAUCUUGUGUCCCGAAUUCAAGAUGGCUUAGGAGAGCUUAAAAAGCUAUUAGAAACGCAUAUCCACAAUCAGGGACUUGCUGCAAUAGAGAAGUGCGGAGAAGCAGCACAAAAUGAUCCCAAAAUGUAUGUACAGACCGUUUUGGAUGUUCACAAGAAAUAUAAUGCACUAGUUAUGUCAGCGUUCAACAAUGAUGCUGGUUUUGUGGCUGCAUUAGAUAAGGCUUGUGGCCGUUUUAUAAAUAACAACGCAGUAACAAAAAUGGCCCAGUCUUCCAGCAAGUCUCCAGAGCUGCUUGCUCGUUACUGUGACUCACUACUGAAGAAAAGCUCGAAGAAUCCAGAAGAAGCAGAACUGGAAGAUACGCUCAAUCAAGUUAUGGUGGUUUUCAAGUAUAUAGAAGAUAAGGAUGUCUUUCAGAAAUUCUAUGCAAAGAUGCUUGCAAAACGUCUCGUUCAUCAGAACAGUGCGAGCGAUGAUGCUGAAGCAAGUAUGAUAUCCAAACUUAAGCAAGCUUGUGGUUUUGAGUAUACUUCAAAACUGCAGAGAAUGUUCCAAGAUAUUGGGGUCAGCAAGGACUUGAACGAGCAGUUUAAGAAACACCUAACAAAUUCCGAACCACUUGACUUGGAUUUCAGCAUACAGGUUCUAAGCUCUGGAUCGUGGCCUUUUCAACAAUUCUGCACAUUUGCUUUACCUUCUGAGCUGGAACGAAGUUACCAGAGGUUUACAGCUUUUUAUGCCAGUCGUCACAGUGGGAGAAAACUGACUUGGUUAUAUCAGUUAUCCAAAGGGGAAUUGGUUACCAACUGUUUUAAAAACAGAUACACCUUGCAGGCAUCCACAUUCCAGAUGGCAAUCCUGCUUCAGUAUAACACAGAAGAUGCCUAUACAGUGCAGCAGCUGACAGACAGCACGCAGAUAAAAAUGGACAUCUUGGUACAAGUGCUACAAAUAUUACUGAAAUCAAAGUUAUUGGUUUUAGAAGAUGAAAAUGCAAAUGUGGAUGAAGUGGAACUGAGGCCGGAUAUCUUAAUAAAGCUGUAUCUGGGCUAUAAAAAUAAAAAACUUAGAGUGAACAUUAAUGUCCCUAUGAAGACAGAGCAGAAACAAGAGCAAGAAACAACGCACAAAAACAUAGAGGAAGAUCGCAAGCUCCUCAUCCAGGCUGCUAUAGUGAGAAUCAUGAAGAUGAGGAAGGUCCUGAAACACCAGCAGCUUCUUGGAGAAGUUUUGACCCAGCUGUCUUCAAGGUUCAAACCACGUGUUCCUGUUAUCAAGAAAUGUAUUGACAUCCUAAUAGAAAAAGAGUAUCUGGAGCGGGUAGAUGGAGAAAAGGACACAUACAGUUACCUGGCUUGAAUAAAAAAAGAAAAUUUUAUACAUAUAUUUAGAAAUUGCCUGAUUGGGUAAAUGUCAUUUGUGUGACACUCGGCAGAUAGUAAGUUACGUGAUGGAAAGAAUGGUGACACAGAAGAACUUCAUAUGAGCUUAUUUGUUGCCACCUGGUCACUUUUUAACCACACAGGAAACAUGACUCCAAAACGCCAGCCUCAGGACUGACACCAUUUCAAGCAUGUAAAUAUGGAUAUAUGGACACCAAUGCCCUUUAAUUUAAGAACUGAGGGUAGCCUGUACCCAAGCAAAACAGAUGUUCGCAUGCUACCACCUCCCUCCUUUUAAAUCAGUACAUUUUGGCUGUAUGGGCAACAGAUGUCAAUGAAGCUAGUCCCUAGUUAUAUUGGCAGCACAAUGAUAUAGAGUAUGAAUGGACCUAAUGUAAUCUGCUAUGAAAUCCCAUUUGUAUAGUGUGUAAUUUUUUUAAUGUGUGAAAAUAAAACAAAAAAUCAAAAAAAAAAAUAAUAAUAAUUCUGUAAAA